Molecule: messenger RNA, 252 nt
Organism: Lemur catta (Ring-tailed lemur)
Lineage: Eukaryota; Metazoa; Chordata; Mammalia; Primates; Lemuridae
Product: NADH dehydrogenase [ubiquinone] 1 alpha subcomplex subunit 1-like
Exons: 1
Coding region: 58-252 (64 amino acids)
Source: RefSeq, a predicted model, not a curated record
GCUGGCCACCUUUUAGGGGCCUAAAAGUGGAAUUUUGGCCUAGGUAACCCUGCUGAGAUGUGGUUCGAGAUUCUCCCUGGACUUACCAUCAUCCCUGGAGUGGCCACUGCAUACGUCCACAAGUUCACUAACAGUGGCAAGGAAAACAGGGUUGCUCAUUAUUUAUAUCAUUGGAAUUUGAUGGCAAGAGAUAGGCAGAUCUCUGGAGUUAAUCAUUACUAUGUGUCAAAGGGUUUGGAGAACAUUGAUUAA